Pangasianodon hypophthalmus (striped catfish) is the source of this 2953-nucleotide messenger RNA. It is a transcript of the gene ppp1r14ab, whose product is annotated as protein phosphatase 1, regulatory (inhibitor) subunit 14Ab. Bases 147 to 593 code for a protein of 148 amino acids. Gene Ontology annotation, molecular function: protein serine/threonine phosphatase inhibitor activity. The record is from RefSeq and is a predicted model, not a curated record. Lineage: Eukaryota; Metazoa; Chordata; Actinopteri; Siluriformes; Pangasiidae. Gene Ontology annotation, biological process: regulation of phosphorylation. Gene Ontology annotation, cellular component: cytoplasm. The transcript is spliced from 4 exons.
GUAAACCGGCAGCGCUAAGACCCAGUGACUUCACCUCACCCGAGCACGGAUGUCGGUGCACCGUGUGCUUGUUUAGUGCACGCGCUUACUCCGUACAGCUCCAGUCGCACUUGGCAGCACUUGAUCAUCAGAGUGCAGACUGAGACAUGGCUGCGAACCGGGUGGGAAGACGGUAUAACAGCAAAGUGCACUCUCCCAGCAGAGGCUCUGGUCGGGAAUCAGGACUGAGUGUGCAGAAGAGGCAAGCCCGAGUUACAGUGAAAUAUAACCGAAAGGAGCUGCAGAGGCGUCUGGAUGUGGAGAAGUGGAUAGACACUGGGCUAGACGAGCUCUAUUUGGGAAGAGAAGAGCACAUGCCGGAGGAGGUCAAUAUUGAUGAGCUUUUGGACCUGCAGAGUGAUGAGGAGAGGACCAAAAGGCUCCAGGAUAUUCUCCAUUCCUGUAAUACUAACACAGAAGCAUUUAUUAAGGAGCUGGUGCUGAAGCUUCAUGGGCUGCAGAAACAGGAAGACCUCCACAAUGACGGCAUUGAGCAUCCUCAGCUCCACAUCUUCCCUAAUCGCCAAAACUCUGCCAAUUCGGAAAUACUUUAAGAUGCACUGACAGCACCCCUUGCUUGUAUGGACAGAUCUUUUCCUUUUUUAACCCUACCACUGACCCACCACUGUUUAGUUUUAGUGUUAACACAGACCGCAUCUAAAAUGCAUGCAAAGCAUCCAGAUGGAACUAAUUCAGCACUCAGCCUGUAAAACAACAUACAAAACAGAAACGCACACACACGCGCACACACACACACAAACACACACACAUCUAUUAAUUGACUUUUAACAUGACCAUUAAUGCCAGGUUGUAUAAACCAAGUUUCACAAGCAAAUAAGAAUGAGAUUUUUGUUAUUUCUAUGAUCAGUUUUCAGCUGAUUUCUAGUAAAUGCUGAAGGUUUAAGUGGCUUGUACACACUUUCUUCAUGUGACCCCUGAGUUGUGAGACUUUUCUGCUUCUUGUGGUAACAACAGUAGUUUUUAUGCCAUAUUGGACUAUAUAAUGUGUAUGUCAAACUAUAUAAUGUGAGACCUUGGAAUUAUAGGUGUCUUAUUUUUAAUGCAUAAAUGAGGUAUGAAUAUAUAAAAUGUAUACAUAUUAAUUAUAUGCAAAAGAAUAUACAGCAUGUGAGAAGGUUUUACACAAAAAUAUUAACUAAUUACCUUAUUGGUAAUCAAAACUUUGUGGCUCAACAUCUUAAAAUGAUAGAAAUGUUACAUAGACCCUUAUAAUUCCAAGAUCUUGAAUGGCUCUUGUCAUAAAUAGUUCACUACUGCUUUAAGCUCUACAACCCAGAAGCAUAUCCUAUGUUGAAGUAACUCUGUGCUCACCUGAGAUCUAGACUCAAAAGGAAACUGUAAGUGCUGGUUCGAUCAUGGUGAUUUUACUGUGCAGGACCAAAGAUUUUUAUUUAAUAUCUUUCAUUUUAAUGUGUAUUUAAAGUCUUUAUGACUACUUUGUUUGUCUUGAUUGUUUUUAUUAUUACUAUUUCAUAUUUAGUAUGUAUUACUAUUCGUCUUCAGUAGCCUUUCCUGGGAACAUUGGGCAUGAGGCAGAGUAUGAGGCAUUUAGAGUAGCCAAUCCACCUUCCAACAUGUUUUUUCAGAGGUGGGAGGAAACCGGAGAACCCAGAGGAGAACCAUGUGAAGGAGAGAACAUGCAAUCCUCCACACAGACAAUAAAGUGGAGCUGUGAGCCGGCAGUACUACCCACUGGUCUAACAUGUUGCCAUAUUAUUAUUAUUACUCUGUUAAGAAGAGGCAGUGAAAAUCAUACAGUUUUGUUAAAUUUAAUAUGAUUUACAUGUAUCUUAAAGUGAUCAAUGUCAAUGUUACAUUUUUAAUUCUCAUAAACACGUACAAUACAUCUGGUUUUUAUUUAUCUAUCUAUUUACACAGAGCUCUGAUGAAGGCAUGCUUUCUUAAUGAAGCCCGGAGGUAUUACUUUACUGGCUGCUGCUGCUUCUACAUGAUAAGCUGCUUGAGAUCACACUCAUAUCAACAUAUAUACACUCACUGGCCACUUAAUUAGGUACACCUGCAUACCUGUUUGUUCAUGCAAUUAUCCAAUCACCCAAUCAUGUGGCAUCAGCACAAUGCAUAAAAUCAUGCAGGUACAGGUCAACAGCUUCAGGUAAUGUUCACAUCAAAUAUCAGAAUGGGGAACAUAUGUGAUGAUUGUUAAAAAAAAAAAAAGAAAGCAUUGCCUGGUCUUUUUCCAAUCUUUUUAACUGUAGCCUCAAAUUCCUGUUCUUGGCUAACAGGAGAGGAACCCAAUGGGGUCUUUGGUGUGCCUUGCAUUCUGAGAUGCUUUUCUGCAUACCGUGGUUGCAAAGGGUGAUUAUUUGAGUUACCAUAGCCUUCUGUCAGCUCGAACCAGUCUGGAGAUUCUGCUUUGAACUAUCUCAUCAACAAGAUGUUUCCGCCCACUGAACUGCUGCUCACUGAAUGCCCUCUGAAUGAACUCUAGAGAUUGUUGUGUGUGAAAAUCCCAGGAGAUCAGCAGUUUCUGAAAUACUCAGACUAGCCUGUCUGACACCAACAACUGUGCCAUGUUCAGUCACUGAAAUCACAUUUUCUCCCAUUCUAAUGUUUGAUGUGAAGAUUAAAUGAAGCUCUUGAUUGUGCAGAUGUUUAAUUGCUAAUUGAUAAGACCAGUUGUAGGUCUUUGGGGGAAAUUUCAAGUGAGAUCUGACUUUGUUAUUUUAUGUUUUAAGUAUCAUAGCAUUCCUCAAUCUUAUAGCAGGCCCAUUAUUCCAGUGUUGAUGUAACAUCCUCAGGAUUCUACCCACUUUAUCAGUCACUUUUAAAAGGUUUGUUUUCUGUAAUAAAAGUUAAAUGUAAAUUUGGUAUAUGUGUUUGUUUGCUGAAACUGUCAGAGGUUUCUGUUUUAAAUAAAAGAGCUUGAAUCUCA